AUGACAUCUGGAAGUUGUCUCUGUCGGGCUGCCAAGGUCACCAUCAAGGGCGAUCCGUUGGCCGCUGCUAUGUGUCACUGUCUCGACUGUCGCAAGACCUCUGGCAGUGCCUUUGCCAUCAACUGGGUUGUUCCAGGCAGUCAGUUGUCGGUCACUGAUGGGGCAAGUCUCAAGGAGUUCACCGCUCCCGCACUCAGUGGCAACCCGGUCACCAAUCACUUCUGUGGCUCCUGCGGCACGACGCUAUGGCGAGACGGUCCAAAGACUCAGGGGCUUUGCUAUGUCAAGGCCGGCGUCUUGGACGAUUCCGAUGCUGUGAACAUGAAAAAGCCGUCGGCUGAGAUCUUUACGACGAGGAGGAUCGAGUGGAUGAAGCCGAUGGAGGGUGCCCUUCAGAAGAAAGAGCUGAUGGAAUGA
Colletotrichum chrysophilum is the source of this 417-nucleotide messenger RNA. RefSeq lists its product as uncharacterized. NCBI's taxonomy places the organism in Eukaryota, Fungi, Ascomycota, Sordariomycetes, Glomerellales, Glomerellaceae. The record is from RefSeq and is a predicted model, not a curated record. The transcript is spliced from 2 exons. The coding region runs from base 1 to 417 and encodes 138 amino acids. Gene Ontology annotation, molecular function: carbon-sulfur lyase activity.